UUUUUUUCACUACCCAUUCGCUGUUAGCCUAAGAGCCUAUUCCAGCUACGCAUGGACAGGGGAAAACCUUAUUGUUUCUGUUAUUUUCAAAGGUGCCACGAUUUUACAACAUAAUCCUUUGAACAAACUGUAAUACAUAUAAAAUGCAAGGGAAGAGCAAAGUAAGAUCAUAACUCGAGUUAAUUUCGAACGAAACUUGCAUUUUAUCAAUAAAAAUGGUCUCGAAAGUGAUUAUUGCUUUAUGCAUCACGCUAGCAGUAGCUUCGGCUGUCCCUCAACCUGCCACCGGUGGUGCCGGCGGUUGGGGAGGCUGGAACAAUGGCGCAGUCAACCCUUGGAUACCUCCAUGGAUCGCAUCCGCUCCCUGGUACCCGCAGUGGGCUCCUUGCACCACCAUCGGUAGUACUUGCCUAGAUUGCACUACCAAGCAAGUUUGUACAAAAGUAGGAGGUAUACAGAGGGCGUGUCUGGACCCGACUCUUCCUUACUGCAACCUCGGAGAAUGCUCCGCUACCCCCGCUGAAGGAUGUGAACCGGCCUCUGGUGCAUCUGUAGCACCGACCGCUUAAUAUUCGAUACUCAAACAUACUCGAAAAUAUAUAACAGAUACGAAAAAAAAAAUUUUUUUGGAAAAAACUAACAAAAAAUGUAAUCAAAAGUGUUUCUUUACCAUUAUGUAGUCUUGUUUAAUAAAUAUGAAUAUAUCAAAAUU
This is a messenger RNA of Bombyx mori (domestic silkworm), 712 nucleotides long. RefSeq lists its product as uncharacterized. NCBI's taxonomy places the organism in Eukaryota, Metazoa, Arthropoda, Insecta, Lepidoptera, Bombycidae. Bases 216 to 569 code for a protein of 117 amino acids. The transcript is spliced from 3 exons. The record is from RefSeq and is a predicted model, not a curated record.